AAAAAUCAAGGAAUAAUAAAACGAAAUCGGGCAAAUGAUGGUAAACAAAAAAUCUGAUGGCGGACUUCAAAGGAGUUGAAUACUAGAAUUUCGUUAAAUUGCGUGUUGAAUCGUAUUUGUGAUUCUCGAUGUGAUUAUCGUUCACAAUGGAGAGCGUGAAAUCUGAAAAUGAGUCGGAAUUAACAUCGACGGUAGGAAAUACUAUGUCAACGUCCAAUAAAGAUGAAAAAAACGACACAAAUGAUGCUACACCAACAUCAUCGACCGAUGCUAGCACCGCUUCUACGGCUUCAAGAAUGGUUUCAGAUGACCCCAUAAGCAGCACUUCUUCAGACACAAAUGAAAAGUCCUCUUCAAGCAUAAACCAAAUAUCUGUAGAUGAUGCAGAUAAAGUUUCAUCUGUGGAUCAGGUAGCAGAUUUACUAGAAAUUAAUGUGGGCAAUGUUAAAAUCACAGAAGAUGUUGAGGAUCUUGUACAUGAUUUGGAAAGCCUACUGGGUGAAUCUACUGACUCCUUCAUACUUCCAGUUAAGGCUGUUGAAAUGAAACCUGAAGGAAAAGCAAGUGUGAAUGAUCCUGGUCCUCAAUACAGUGUAGAAGUUUGCCCACAACUGAAAUCAACCAAGAAUGCAGAUGAUGCUGACAUCGUUGGACUUGAGAAAUCAGUAUCUCAUGAUAUUGUUGAAAAAAUAUCAGAGACUGUGAAAAAAUGCGAAUCGUCGAGCCCUGAGAGGUUAGAAUUGGAAGAGAAAACACAUACCACUACAAUCGUGGCAGAAAUAUCACAUCAUCAAGAUACAGUUGUUGAUAGUGAAGAAGCACAGUCUGAAGUACAGAGUACUAUACUUACUGAGAUAUCAGUGCAAAGUUCCGAUGUUGCGCAAGAAUACAGUGUUGUAGUUGAACAGACCCAGGAUGAUGUUAUUAUAACUGAGCCUUGUCAAGCCACCUUGAUUGAAGAUCAUCUUAAAGCAGAAUCCACUGAAUCAAAAGUUGAUGAAGUAUCAGUAAUUAGUGAUGUAUCUUCAGUGAAAGAAACAAAAUCACUAACAAACGAAGAAGAAUCUACGAAAUCACCUAAAAACAUCAAACCUGAUAAUGCAUUUGGUCAACAAAGCGAAUCUCAACCAGCUGGUGAUAUUUCUGAACAAUUGACUCCAAAAGAACUUAUAGAGGAGGGAAUUAUUCAGAGGGCAAAAAAAGUAGACAUAGAAGAGGAGAAUGUUCAAAGUUCAUCGAUAAAAGCUAAUAUGGAAGAGAAGAUUGUCAAAAGUACAUCAGGAAAAGUUGACGCCUUGAAAGUAGAAGCUGGUACAUCGGAUAUAAAUAAGGUCUCAUCUGAAACUACUGUGAUCGAUGUCCAUAAUGAAAUCAGUUCUGUGAACCGAAUAGAAAAGGGACCAGUUGAGGUUGAAGAAAAAUUAUUGUCAUCAGAAAAAUUACCAGAUAGCAUACAGUCUUCAUCAGCAGAAAUAUAUUCUGAAGAGAUACUUGAAGCUACUUCGAUUGAUCCAAAACUGUCUGAAAAAGGCCAAGAACUAACAAUGGAGAUUCAAGAAAGGAACCUAGAAGAACCUAGUGUAGUUAUCCAGUUGGAAUCAGAUAUAGAAGACAAAACUUCCACAGAUGACGUUAUUGUAGAAUAUGUAUGUGAGGAAGUUGGAAAUCAGACUCAAAUGGGAGAUACUGAACAAUUAAAAGUUAGUGAAGGCAUACCCACUUCAGAGAAACAUGAGUGUAGUGAAGGUCAUGAGGUGGACAAAUAUGAAAACAGAGUAAACAUAACUGAAAUGAAGGAAGAAUCUUUAGUUGUUGCUGAAACAAUUAAAGGAAAUGUGGAUUGUCCAACUCUUGGUGAGGAAAAUAUAUUGGAAAUUCAGGAAAGUAUUCCUGAACUUCCUUCUGAAAGUUUACCAUCAGCAGAUUCAAAUGAUUUUUCAGUUAAUCAAGUUUCUGUUGUGAGUGACCAAGAAGAAAUAAUUUCAGAUAUGAAAGAAAACAGUUUGAAUGAAAGAUCUGACGAAAAUUCAGAAACUAAUAUUACUGAAGUUGGUUCAGAGGCAUCAGAAUCUGUAGUGAAUGAACAAAUUGAUGAAGGAAUUUCCUCCCAGGAAAAAAAUAUGGAAACAACAGACAAAACUGAAGAUAUUGAAUCAGCAUCAAAAAUAUCAAUAUCUGUGACACAACAAAUUGAUGACAUAAAGUCGCAAGAAGAUUUUACAGAUAAAUCAGUCAAAACAGUUACUGAUGAUAUUCAUUUUGCCACAUCUGGAAAACCUAUGCAAGAAGAUUCACACAAAGAAGAUGUUCAGAAUCCAUUUAUUUGUAUAACUAAAGGAAAUGAUGGAGAGGAGCAAAAUAGAUCUAGUGCUACGGGCGGUACUGAGAAGCAAAAUGAAUUGGAUGAAACUAUGGCUUCGAUGAUACCACAGUUGGUAUCAGGGUCGAAUCCAAAUGAUAACAUGGAUUCAGAAACUGUGUUGGAUCAACCUCGCAAAACAGCUGCGGCUGAGGAGUUAAAUGAAGAACAAACAAUUGGACGGGAACUCACUACUAAACAAGGAUUCCUCUCUGAACCCGAAGUUGAUGUGGGUUUAGCAGUUGAUAAAAAAUUAGAGGAAAAUCCGUCUAAACUAGUUGAAGUCUCUGUAUUUGCAAAUACCCUGGAAUUAAAUGAGAUGGUAGACGUGAAAGUUUAUUCAAAAGAUAGGUUAUCAGGAGGUAAAGAAGAUCUAACUAUUGAUGUGGAAAACAAAGCUUCUGAUGUUGCCGAGGUUAUUGAGGAACAAACUUCUAUAAUGAAACAAGUAACUUCUUUGCAUUCAAAAGAUAUGUCAUCAAGAGAAAAAGAUGUUCUAUCUGUAUACGUGGAUUCAACAGCAGUAGAUGCUAUUGAAGUGGACAGCAAGGUUUCCAAUCUUCCCGAGGUAAUUGAGGAAAAUACUUCUAUUGAGGAACCAGUAACUUUUUUGCAUUCGAGAAAUAUUACAUCAGAUCUAUCUGUUCAUUUUGAUUCCGCAGCAGAUGCUAUAGAAGUAGGCAGCAAGGUUUCUGAUGUUGCCGAAGUGAUUGAGGACCAAACUUCUGUUGGGGAACCAGUAACUUCUGUUGAGGAAUCAGUAACUUCUGUUGAGGAACAAGUAACUUCUAUUGAUGAACAAAUAACUGCUAUUGAGGAACCAGUAACUUCUUUUCUUCCAAAAGAUAUAUUACCAGAAGAAAAAGAUAAUUUAUCUGAUUAUGUGGAAUCAGCAGUAGAUGCUAUUGAAGAGGACAGCGCAGUUUCUGAUGUUGCCAAAGUGAUUGAGGAGCAAACUUCUGUUGGAAAACCAGUAACUUCUGUUGAGGAAUCAAUAACUUCUAUUGAGGAACCAGUAACUUCUAUUGAUGAACAAGUAACUUCUGUUGAGGAACCAGUAACUUCUUUUGAGGAACCAGUAACUUCUGUUGAGGAACCAGCAACUUCUUUGCAUUCAAAAGAUAUGUCAUCAGAAGAAAAUGAUUCAGCAGUAGGUGUUAUCGAAAAGGAUAGCAAAGUUUCUGAUGUCACUGAAGUUAUCCUGAAAGAAAACUCUAUUGAAGAACCAGUCACUUCUUUGCAUACAAAUGACAUCACAUUAGAAGAAAAAGUAGACAGCAAAGUUUCUGAUACUGCCAAAGCAAUUGAGGAGGAAACUUCUGUUGAGGAACCAUUAACUUCUGUUGAGGAACCAGUAGUUUCUGUUGAGGAACCAUUAACAUCUUCUCAUCCAAAAGAUAUGUUAUCAGAAGAAAAGGAUUCAGCAGUAGAUGCUAUUGAAAUAGACAGCAAAGUUUCUGAUGUUACUGAAUUGAUUCUGGAACAAACUUCUAUCGAAGAACCAGUCACCUCUUUGAAUUCAAAAGAUAUGUCAUCAGAAGAAGAAGAAGCAAAUAAUCUUUCUGUUCGUGUGGAUACCGCAAUCGAAGCAAUACAAGCAGGGAGUAAAGUUUCUGAUGUUGCGGAGCUGAUUGUGGAACAAGAAUCAGUUAAGGACCAAGUAAUUUCUUUACAGAAAAAGGUCGCAAAAGAAACAAAUGAUCUAUAUACUGAAUCAACAUGUGAUAUGAAUGAAGAAUACAUGAACAGUUUGAAAGUUAUUCCAUCUCCGACAGAACGAGAGGAGAACCCAAUCACUUCAGUAAAUACAAUAGUUAAUAGUAUUGUAGACAAAGAACCUGUUGAAAUGAUCAUAGAAACAAAAAAAAAUAUUGCCACUAUUUCAGAAAAAUAUUCAGAAGUAGGUUGUAAUGAAACUGUGGAGAAAAUCACAGAGGCAGAAGUGGCAAAGUGUGCAAAUGAUGCAGAAGUAACUGAAAAUGCCGGUUUGGAAAUUCAAAAUGAUGGAUCCAUAACUGUAGAACUGCCUGUAGUAGAUGAAGAGCCAAUGACAAAUCAAAAUUCACCAGAGGCCAUUCUUGCUUCUCAGGAAGAUAUCAAACAUGCUGAUACCAUUGAAAUUGUAUCUGAGAUCUGCGAUUCUGAUGAUAAAGUUUCAACAGUGCAGCUUGAAGGUAAUUCAUCACUUGCAAAAAUUGAUGCAUUCAACAAAAUUACUGAAGAUGUAACAUCGAUUGAAAAAGUGUGUCAUACUAUCACUGAAGGAUAUGAUGCUUCAAAUGAAAUUAUUCCUCUUGGAAUACCUCCUGCUGAAAUGAUUGAAGAUUAUAAAUCUCCUGCUGUUGAGACUGUUCAGAUAGAAGAUUUGUUAUCAGUUGAAACCAAAAAAACAACUAUUACUGAAAGUUUAAAAAAACAGCACAAAGUGAAUGAUUUGGAGUUUGCUCCUCUAGUGCUUUCUGAAGAUGAUUCUGAUGAUGAAUCUGUACCAACUUUAGUAUUGGACUCUGAUGAACGAAAUGAAUCUUCAAAUGUAAUAUCUAAUGAAGUCAUUGAAGAAAAUAUCGUAGAUGAGGAACCAUUGGCAUCAAUUGAUGAGGCCCUUAUGGGGAAACCAACAUUUGAAGAAACUCCUACUAGUUCUGUUGAAAUACAAGCAAAUUUAGAAACAAUUUUAGCAGUUGCAGCAUUGCAGAAGAUUGAUAUUCCGACAGAGCCUGAACGGGAAUCGAUGCUCAGUGACAACGAACGUAGAGAAAUGGAGGCACUACAAAGGGCAGUAGAGAGUAUUACUAACCCCUUGGAAAGUCCAUAUGUAGAGGACGCUAAUGACUCCUUGAAUAUGCCUGCAAUGAUUGAUGGAGAAUCAGAUAUCAUGGAAGGAGCUGUAGAUGAGAAUAUGUAUGCAUUAGAACAGAGUGCCCAAAAGUGUUCACCAACUGCUGAAGAACAUAGUUCUCAAUAUAACAUUCCAGCCAAUGUCGAAACUUCUGAUGUUGAUCUAUCCAUGGCAAUAUCUGAAAGUAAUAAUGAAACUGUGCAAGAAGUAGAAAACUUUUCAGUAUCACAAGUUGAAGUAGAUGUUUCAAAUCUUCCUAGUGCUGAACAGGUUCAAAAUGAAGAAGAUAGUUCUCAAUAUGACAUUCCAGCAAAUGUCGAAACUUCUGAUGUUGAUCAAUCCACGGCAGUAUCAGAAAGUAAUAUUGAAACUGUGCAAGAAGUAGAAGACUUUUCACUUUUACAAGAUGAAGAUGUUCCAAAUCUUCCUAGUGCUGAGCAGGUUCAAAAUGAAGGAGAUAGUUCUCGAUAUGACAUUCCAGCAAAUGUGGAAAGUUCCAAUGUUGAUAUCUCCAUGGCAGUAUCAGAAAGUAAUAUUGAAACUGUGCAAGAAGUAGAAGAAUCUUCAGUGUCACAAGAUAAAGUAGAUGUUCCAAAUCUUCCUAGUGUUGAACAGGUUCAAAAUGAAGAAGAUAGUUCUCAAUAUGACAUUCCAGCAAAUGCCGAAACUUCUGAUGUUGAUAUAUCCACAGCAGUAUCAGAAAGUGAUAUUGAAACUGUUCAUGAAUUAAAAGACUUUUCAGUAUCACAAAAUGAAGUAGAUGUUCCGACUCUGUCUGAUGUUGAACAGGUUCAAAAUGACAAAAUGCAGACUAUUUUGACAUUUGGAGAAACAAAAGAACUUGGUCGAGAUGUUGAAAAUCAGGAGGAGUCACAAUCUCUGAGAGAGAAGUGUGAAGUUGAUCCAAAAUUUCCAGAUGUAACAAAUUCUUCACAACUUCUGGAUUCGUCUGACAUUGAGAAGUCCAAAGAUGAAGAUUCACAUCAUUCCAGUUCUUCAAAAAUAGAAUCUAUCACAGCUGCUGUGGAAGAGGUAAAUAAAGUAAAUCAUUUGGAAAACCAUACUGUAGAAGACAUUCAGGAAGUCAUUAAUAAUAUAAAGCCAGAAACACUUCCAGAAUGUAAUACAUCUGAAAAAAGCACGUCUUUGAUAGUUGAAGAAGAAGUCGUUGUCGAAGAAGUUGUCACAGAAAUGAAAGAAGCAAAUGUUGAGAAGAGUGAACAACUAUCAGGUUCCAAAGAACCUGAACAAGAAACUUCAGUUGAUUCUUCCGGCAUCAUCUCAGAAACUGUUGAAGUUCAACCAGCUAAAGAAAAAGAUGCAAAACUCAAGACAACUGAAAGACCAAGAAGGCACAAGAAAGAAAAUAAACUAGAACAACUCAGUAUAAAUGUUGAUGUACCAGAUGGGGAAAAAACAUACAGUCCAAAAGUCAGCAUCAAACCUAUAAGAGUUCCUGAUGAUGAAGUCAGUACCACAUGUGGCUCAGAUUCCGAUAUUGUAAAGGGUAGUUUGAAAAUCACUAUCACAAAACAAUCCGAUAAAAUGCACUCGGUUUUGAAGGUAGUUGACUCAGAUAAUCAGGAUAAUCACUUGACCGAACAAGAAGAGCCCAUACCCAAGCUGAUCAUAAAAUCAAAAAUGCAACAGGUUGACCCACAACACAGCCCAAAGAUGUCCACUAGAAGUUCUAAGCAAAGCUACUCACCUACUACUUCCAACCAAAGAUCUUUGAGUCCUAGAAUCACCAUUAAGCCAGUGCUGAAACCAGAAAAUAAAGAACCGUUGAGUCCUCUCAAGAUUAAAAUAGGGCUCAAGCCUGAUGAAGCUUCAAAGAAGAAAGUUUCUAUCAAACCAAUUUUGAAGUCUGAUGAUGUAGAGUCUCGAGUUGAACAUAGCCCAAGAAUCACUAUAAAGCCCAUUCCUAAGCCUGAAGUGGAGCUGAUUCCAAGGCUGAAUAUUAAGCCCAUCAAGAAACAAGAGGAUGAGCUUGAGGAGAAGGAAAGAUCUAGCCCGAAGAUAACCAUUAAGCCUAUUGUCAAGGCUCAAGAGGAAUCUCAAUCGAAUGAGGACGAAGACCCUAUCAAAGAACGGAUCGUCCUGAAAAUAAAUAAAGGCAACCUCCCAGCCGCCACGAAAGACGGGAAGAAGCGCGACCACCAGCCGGAAGAAGAUAAGUCCGAGAAACUCGCCAAAAUCACAGUGAAGUUCUCUAAAGAAGGUGGCCAUCCUCACAUUGUGCAGCAAGUAGAGGAAGGAUCAAAGAGGCCCUAUGAGGAACAUGGGGUGCAGGAGAAAAGCAAGAAACAGAAAGUCGAGGUGGAAUCGAUAAUAUCUACUAGGUCAAGACACAAGGAACAAGUUCAAGCAGAAGGAAACGACGCCAAAUCCAAGAAAGACACGGAAAAUCCGCACAAACACAAAGACGCGUCACACGACUACCAUGUCGAAACGAAACGUGCGAAAAAAGACGACAACAUUGGACGUUCUCGACGAUCCUCCUCGCGCACAAGACAAAAAGACGUCGACAAUUCCGAUGAGAUCCAAAUCAUAGAACCGAAAUUGAACUCCCCCAUAGUCAUCAGCGAAGAUUCCAGGUCGCAAGACAGCAGCGUGAUCAUCCUGGACGAUUACAAGGAGGAUUCCGCUUCUGACCUAUCCCUGCUGGGCAUCAAUCCUGACAGUUUGAAAGGGACACCGGUGAGAUCGGAUUCUGGUCUAUCUGUUCAUUCGGCAUCUUCCACUACGCCUAGUCCGAGGAAAAGAGGAAGGCCAAGAAAGGUGCCAGUGGAAAUCCGCGAAGAAUUCAAGGAACACGAAGAACCGCCGUCCAAAACGAAGCCGCCAGCAGAAAUCAUCGUGGCUCAUGUCGCCCAGCCUGUUGCCCAACUUGUUGCGCAACCCGUUCACGAAUCGGGCAGGCCGAAACGCAGCUGCGUCGGCCAAUCGGUGUGCGACACGCUGGGUAUCAAGCCGAGGAAGCCGAGGGGACCGGGCAGAGGCAGGGGCGGCAAGCGAGGGAUGGGCGGCCGGGCGGCGUUAAGCAAGGAAACCACGACAGUUUCCCCAUUCGCAAGUAUCCGAGGAGAAUAUCUACAAGCUGAAUCACAAGAGGCAAUAGACCCAGAAGGUAAAAGCCACUCACAGGAGGAAACAGAAUUAAGACAAGUUGAUGGUAUAGUAGGGGACAAAGACCUAACCAUAUUGAUCGAUGAUAGUGAUGACGUAAUACUUGUAGUAGAACCGGACGUGGUAGAAGUAAAGGCUACCCCCUCCACUAGGGGUGGCAAGAAGAAAUAUAAAUCCAGAGGAAAGAGGAGGUCCCUGGAUUGCUCUAAUAGAGAGGUUCUGGCUUCAACUUCGAAUCUACUAGCUAGUUCACCUCAAGCGGUAUCAAAAUACGUUCAAGAACCUGACAUAUCCAAUGAAGUUUCCCAGAAAUCGGAAGUAUGUUUCGAAAGGUCUCCGGAUAGAGUGAUACAUCCCGUGGUAUCUACCGAAGAAUCUUCCAAACAUACCCUAAUAAAUGAUGCGAAAUGCUCUGCUUUACCAGAUGAAAAAGAAGAGUCAGUUGCUGUUUCUUCAACAGUCGAUGAAGAAACUAUCAAAGACCCUCGGAUAGAAUCAGAGGAAGUUAUCGAUAAUAAUACAUCUGUAGCUGUGGAGGAACUGCUACCUGCCGAAGAAAUUAUUGUUCCAGAAGGGAAUAAUCAACACGGGGAUGAGAAAUCUGUAGAGGUGGAUUCUACCGCGGUUGUGUUGGAUGAAAUAACUCCAGAGAUAGAAGAAGAAACUCCACAUUCUGGUCCAUCACAAGCAGACUCUAAUACUCCUAAGGUUUUCUCCAGUUUAGGUUCUCCGGUGACUGCAGACCAAGGAAUGCCCGCAUCAAUCUUACCACUACUGGAACCAUCUGAGACAACAACCAAUCUGGAUCUACCGCUGGUCACAAGUAGUACUGUGCCAUCCGAAGUGAUGAUGGUUGAUGAGGAGACUCGGAUGAGUGCAGAUACUAGUAGCAGAGCACAAACGCCAGCCAAACAGAUGUUGGCUCCAUCAGAAAUGGUGGUUGAAGAAUCUCAGAGUUCAGUCCACAGUACUGGUACGACAGAAAGUGGUAAAACGCCAUCUUCUCGUCCCAGCAAGGCACCGCGUUUGGAGGUUCAAGAAACAGAGACCGAUGUUAUAACUGCCGAUCUUCUAACUGAAUAUUAUUGGAAUGGAAAUGGUCCUUUCAUGAUACAGGAACAGGUCGCUCAAUUCCUCGGCAUCAAAUCCUUCAAACGCAAAUACCCGAACAUUCCGCGCCGCAUCCUCGACAUGCAAGAACGCGACUUCGUCCGCGAAAAAGGCCUCGUGUCGGAGAACAUGUGUGACCUGGGCCUGACGUCGGUCAACAGCGCCGACAUACUCGACAUAAUGUACUCGGACUUCCAAGAGAAGUACGAGGAGUACUGCAAGCACCUCAGGGACAAGCAGGCGAAGGAGCUGAUCACGAAGCAGCGGGCGCUCUCGUUGGCUGCCAGCCAGGAGAAGAACAAGGCAGAUAUUUUGAAGCAGGCCGUGCAGUCUGCGGCGCUGUGGAAUGCCAGGUUCAACAAGAAUAGAAAAGAUGACCGACGAGCUUGCAUGGACUUACAAACCCUAACUGUUCACUACCCCAAAGGACGGAUGAAGCAAAUCAACAAACCCCCGGUCGGAAAUUAUCCUGUUGCAGUCGUGCCUGGGCAAUAUACAGAUUACUUUGAGGAUUUCACUCCAACUGAAAUAAACAACUUACCCCUCCACACGAUGUGCUACGAAAAUAUCAGUUUCAUUCCUCGAGAUGAUUCGGAGGAUUCUGGAUCAGAAAGCUCGGACUCAGGCUCGGGAUCGUCAGACUCCUCUUCUUCCGGCUCUGAUUCUGAUUCGUCUUCUGGCGUUGACGAUUGCAAAUUGUGCAAGCACAGUCCCAGUAAGAAAGCUAAUAUUAAGUGAAAUAUUUAUUAUCGUAUCAGUGUAAUUCCAACAAUAUAGAUUAAUUUUUAAUGUAAGUUUGACAUGUUAGGAUGACGAAUCUCGGUUUUCCGACUUAUUCAUGUAUAUACGAUUUUUUUAUUUAAUGUUAACGCUGAAAGAUGGUACACUAUUGAUGUUCCUUUAUAAUAAAAUAUUUAUAAUGGAUCAAUGUAGUUGUUUCCACUUAAUUUUAUGAACUACAA
Molecule: messenger RNA, 10399 nt
Organism: Phaedon cochleariae (mustard beetle)
Lineage: Eukaryota; Metazoa; Arthropoda; Insecta; Coleoptera; Chrysomelidae
Source: the annotation of a GenBank genome assembly